This is a messenger RNA of Eufriesea mexicana, 730 nucleotides long. Its product is annotated as probable RNA-binding protein EIF1AD. Lineage: Eukaryota; Metazoa; Arthropoda; Insecta; Hymenoptera; Apidae. The transcript is spliced from 2 exons. The record is from RefSeq and is a predicted model, not a curated record. The coding region runs from base 164 to 667 and encodes 167 amino acids. Gene Ontology annotation, cellular component: nucleus. Gene Ontology annotation, molecular function: RNA binding; translation initiation factor activity. Gene Ontology annotation, biological process: translational initiation.
UAGAAUUAAAAAGUACGAAUUAGAAAAAAGCAAACCAAAGAUUAGUAAAGCAUAAAAGCUAUAUGUGUAUACGUUGAAAACUAACAAUGGUGAACAUUAUCGAUGAGAGUAAUGAAAGACCAGUUAAAAAACAUUAUACUUUUCCUUUUAAAACGCGACAUGGAUGAGAUUGUUGUUAUGUUUAAAUUUACAGGUAAAAAUGUCCAAAGCCACGAAACGUAAACACGUUACCAGAGAAAUCGAAGAUAUGAGUAUCCCUACGGAAUCGCAGUCGAUCGUUCGAAUAAUAGAAUCUCGCGGUAAUAAUCUUCACGAAGUUCUCGAUGCAUCUGGAAUGCAAUAUCUCGUGUCUAUGCCGAUGAAAUUUAGGAGAAACAUUUGGGUGAAACGUGGAAAUUUCGUGUUGGUAGAACCAAUACCGGAAGGGAACAAAGUGAAAGCAGAAAUUGUUAAAAUAUUAACGAGAGUACAUGAAAGAUGGUACCGCCAGCAGAACUGUUGGCCCCAAGAGUUUGACGAAACUCCAAGUUCGGAGCGAGGAACAACCGGAGAAGAAAAUGAUAACGAAGAAGAUGAUAUUUUUAUAAAUACAAAUAGGUUAUUACAUAAUAGUAGUAGGAUAGAUAAGACUAGCGACACGAGCAGCGAUGAAUCUGAUUCUUGCUAAUGUUUCGGUUACAGUAUUGUAAAUAAUAAAAUUGUUCGUGUAAAAAUAACAGCAAACUACUUG